Messenger RNA from Gastrolobium bilobum, 585 nucleotides. Its product is annotated as early nodulin-like protein 21. The transcript has 3 exons. NCBI's taxonomy places the organism in Eukaryota, Viridiplantae, Streptophyta, Magnoliopsida, Fabales, Fabaceae. Gene Ontology annotation, cellular component: plasma membrane. The annotation marks the transcript as partial. The record is from RefSeq and is a predicted model, not a curated record. Gene Ontology annotation, molecular function: electron transfer activity.
AUGAGUGUGCAUCUUUCACCAAAAAAAAAAAACUCUGUGCACUUAUUCUCCUCUUGCCUUCUCUCAUACUUGCAAUGGCUUGUUCUUCUUCCUCCAUGGGGUCUACUUGUGUUUCUCUUAGCCAUUUUCUCUGUUCCACAAUGUUUCUCUGUGGCUUCAAGUGAGUUCCAAGUCGGAGACACAAAAGGGUGGGUUGUUCCACCAGCCAAUGACACAAACAUGUACAAUGAUUGGGCCUCACACAACAGGUUCCAUGUUGGUGACACCAUUUAUUUUAGGUACAAGAAGGACUCUGUGAUGGAGAUCGGUGAGGAAGAUUACAAGGAUUGCAAUGCCACUCACCCAACUUUCUUUUCCAACAUUGGAAACACUGUGUUCAGGUUUGAACACUCGAGGACUUUCUACUUCAUAAGUGGUGCAUCAGGGCAUUGUGAGAAGGGACAGAAGAUGAUUGUGAGGGUGAUGGUUCCAGAUGAGUCUCUUUCUCAGCAUGCAAAGUCUUCUGGGCACCAUGAUCCUGUUUUGCCAAUUGGGGUGUCUCAAAUGAUCUUCCUUCAGUUUGUUUUUGCAUGUGUUGCUUCCUAU